This is a messenger RNA of Fraxinus pennsylvanica, 768 nucleotides long. NCBI's taxonomy places the organism in Eukaryota, Viridiplantae, Streptophyta, Magnoliopsida, Lamiales, Oleaceae. The record is from the annotation of a GenBank genome assembly.
AUGAGAUCCCUUGGGCUCAGAUUGCAAGACGAGAUAUCUCAUACGCUGCAUGAUAACCAAAUUUGGGAAGCGUCCACAUUAGUUCACUUUAAGCUCUUUCUAUACAUUGUACCUCUCAUUUUUAUAUGGUUUUAUCAACAGACAAAAACAGUCUCUAAAUCAAUUCAAACUCAAACUGGUUUAGUUUCAGCUUUUUGGGCAGCUCAAAAUUUCUAUUCGCUUAAUCUCCUUUCAAAUCCAGCUGAAACUCUAUAUCUAAUCUGGAUUGUUGAAGCUUCAGUUGUGAUCCUACUGUACAGUCUGUUUCGGCACAAUCCCGAUAAAUGUUCCUAUUUUAAAGCUGUAGGGAGAGCUUUGCUGGGACUUCCUGCAGGGGCAAUUGUGAAUGCACUUGGAGCUAUUGUAUUGGGGGCGCCUGUUGGCCUUCAGCACUUAAGAAAGACUCUCCAUUGGUCUCUCCUAAUGUCUGUUCUUACAUUCGUCCCUGCAGCUUCCAUUUUUGGCUCCUCGUGGACUGAUUGGCAUAGAAUAUUUGCUCAGACAAAGCCUAUUGGAGCUAUAGAUUAUAUGAUCUGCUUGCCUGCACAUGGAGCUGCUAUAGGAGCUUGGUUUGGUGCGUGGCCUAUGCCUCUUGAUUGGGAAAGGCCAUGGCAGGAAUGGCCAAUUUGUGUGACUUACGGAGCUAUUUUUGGGUACUUGGCUGGAAUGAUGACAUCGUUUGGUUUCAUCGUCUUCAAAAACUGGCGACGUCAUGUCAAAAGAGACUAG